GGGCGCUCUUUCUCCGGAUCACUGCAGUGAAUGAAGCGAAUCAGGUGCACGUAAACAAACACACUGCGCAAAUUACGCAGCGCAAAACGGAAGGGAAUAACCUAUACGUACGUACCGUGAAGUGGGCGAAAUAUCCGAGGGGAUGGGCCAGCGGUUAUACGGGAAAUGCCUCUCUCUCUCUUUUUUUUUUUUCUUCUCAUAUUAGCUGCUGUCCGCGCGAGCUUCGGGAGUUGUCCGGUUACGUACGCAACGCGAGAAACGAGUUCGUGCUGUUCUUUAAAUCCGAGGGACCACUUAUUCCUUUUGUUUUUUUUGCAGAGGUACAGCAGGGGUAUGAAGAUGACACACGGUCGUUAAUCUGCCACAGCCGACAACAGUCUCAUUAGAAAACGUCCGUGUGAUUAAUUUUAUUUUUUUAUGUGUCGUGUGCGCGUGACAGCCGACAGAAGCCGAGGGAGCUCCCGGUUUAAUUUGAUGCCGCUGGGUCCGUUUAUCCGUCUGCUGUAAUGACGUCUCCGCGGUUCAUAUAAGCGUCACAUCUGUCUCGUGAGGACGUUCGAGAAUCUACCCGCCGUCGGGCCGAGCGAGGCUGAGGCGGAGCGGCAGGCGGAAGGAUAUGGGAGAGCGAGCCGAACCGAUGCAGUGGGUCUUGACGAGGCGUCGUCAAAAUACAGGGCAGUGAUGCCUGGCAUGGUGAUGUUUCGGCGGCGCUGGUCAGUUGGCAGUGAUGACCUAGUGCUGCCCGCCCUCUUUCUUUUCCUGUUGCACUGCAUUUGGUUGGUGGUUUUGUCUGUGGUGCUCUUCGGCCUCCCCUAUGGAUCAGAUCAGUCCUGUUCUGUAACUCUGGUAGACCACGGCAGAGGAUAUCUGGGAAUCUUGGUCAGCUGCCUAAUCUGUGAGAGUGCCAUCAUGUGGCUGAGCAUGAGAGGCAGCAUUCUGUACACACAGCCCAGGGAAGCUGUGCAGUAUGUCCUCUAUAUACGACUCGCUAUUCUGUUGGUGGAGCUCGUUUAUGCAGUGGUGGGAAUUGCAUGGCUUGUACAAUAUUACCAGCCGUGCUCUGAUGUCACUGCCAAAAAUUUGGCUCUGGGAAUAGUUGCAUGUAAUUGGCUCGUGAUCUUCAGUGUUUGCAUCACCCUCGUGUGCACUUUUGAUCCUACGGGGCGGACAUUUGUCAAACUGAAAGCCACCCGUCGGCGCCAGCGCAACCUCACAACUUACACCCUCAGACACAGGCUAGAGGAGGGUCAAGCAAGCAGCUGGAGCAGAAGACUUAAGUUCUUUAUGUGCUGCACAAGAGCCCAGGAUACACAAUCAGAUGCAUAUUCAGAAGUGGCAAGCCUUUUUGCAGAGUUCUUCAGAGAUCUGGAUAUUGUGCCCAGUGACAUAAUUGCUGGUUUGGUACUUCUGCGUCAGAGACAAAGGUCCAAGAGAUCUGAAAUCUUAGACCAGGCCAACAAUGACAUUUUAGCUUUUCUUUCUGGGAUUCCUGUAACUCGUAACACUAGAUACCUGGACCUUAAGAAUUCGAGUGAGAUGAACAUGUACAAGGAUGUGUGCUAUUACAUGCUCUUUGCCCUGGCUGCGUAUGGUUGGCCUAUGUACCUGAUGAGGAAACCUGCAUGUGGGCUGUGCCGCCUCGCCAGUUCCUGCUCGUGCAUGUCACUGUCUGGUUCCCGGCUCUCUCAGUCAGUGACAGUCGAAGAGGACAAUUGCUGCGGCUGUAAUGUCCUGGCCAUACGCCGGCACUUCCUGGAUCGGGACUUGAAGCAGGUUCACAUUGUCUACACUUCCUGCCAUGAUGCUGUUUAUGAGACUCCAUUUUUUGUGGCAGUGGAUCAUGAUAAAAAGAAGGUUGUCAUCAGUAUCAGAGGAACCCUGUCUCCAAAGGAUGCCUUAACUGAUCUGACUGGGGAUUCUGAACGUUUGCCUGUGGAGGAACAACACGGCAACUGGCUUGGCCACAAGGGGAUGGUUUACUCAGCAGAAUACAUCAAGAAGAAAAUGGAGCAGGACAUGAUCUUGUCACAAGCUUUUGGAAGAGACUUGAACAAGGGUACCAUGCGCUAUGGGUUGGUGAUAGUUGGACAUUCUCUUGGUGCAGGUACUGCUGUUAUCCUUUCAUUCCUGCUCAGACCUCAGUAUCCCACACUUCACUGCUACUCUUACUCCCCACCUGGUGGACUUCUUAGUGAGGAUGCCAUGGAGUACUCCAAAGAGUUUGUAACCUCUGUGGUAUUGGGAAAAGACCUCGUACCAAGACUUGGCUUGUCACAGCUGGAGGGUUUUCGGCGCCACCUUCUGGAAGUCUUGCAAAAAAGCAACAAGCCAAAGUGGAGGAUUAUAGUGGGAGGCACCAAAUGCAUCCCAAAAUCAGAGCUUCCACUAGAAGAUGAUGAUCCUCAGUCUCAGCCAGCAGCACCCCCCAGCAGUCGCCUGUGGCUUCACCCCAGUGACCUCAGUAUUGCCCUUUCAGCAUCCACUCCCCUGUACAUUCCUGGAAAGAUCAUCCAUGUGGUGCACAACCAUCCUCCAGAGACAUGCUGUGGUCAGGAGGAGCCAACAUACUCAGCUUUGUGGGGAGACAACAAAGCCUUUGAUGAGGUCAUCAUUUCACCCGCCAUGCUUAAUGAGCACAUGCCCCACAUGGUGAUGGAGGGCCUAAACAAGGUGCUAGAGAACUACAACAAAGGGAAAACAGCCUUGCUAUCAGCUGCCAAGGUCAUGGUGAGCCCAACAGAAGUGGAUUUGAACCCAGAGAGCCUGUUCAUGGGAGUAUCGACAACUUCCCAGCAGCCAACGCCCACACCUCACCAUCGCAGGAACAGCAGUGUUCGCGCAGUUGUAUGUUCAUGUGCGCAUUCAGAAAUAUCUCUGGAUGGUUUUUCUGAGUGCCCUCCUCCCCCGGUCCCUGUAGUGCUGCGUGGAGCACGAGAGCGCCUAGCAGUGGAACUGCGGGACCGGAAAGCACCGCUGGCUGUCAUGGAGAGUCUCUCGGAUGCAGAAUCCCUGUACAGUCUGGACUCCCGACGCUCAUCAGCUGCAUUAAGAGGUUCACCGAUGCUGGGAAGCCUCCCGUUCCCUUUGGAUGCCCCCAUCCCAGAGGAGAACCCAUCUCUUAGCUCUCGGACUGAACUACUGGCUGCUGAUUGCCUUUGCCAGGAUACACCAGAACACCUGGGGGAAGUUGGGCCGUUCUUUACACAACUGGACUCCACGUCUGCCCCAGAUUACCCCAUGCGCCUGUCACCUGCCACACCUUGCUACAGUGGACAGCAUUCCCCAGCUCUGUUAAAGCAGAGCAUUUUGGCUGAGCCUCUCAAACCAGAGCCCAAUGCCAAACCAAAAAUGCUUCCUGAUGGGGAACAUUACCAGAUGCCUGGUAUCUAUAGCCCGGGGAGCACUCCCGAUGCUCCCCUCAGCCCGAGGACUGGUUUUAGAACAAUGGAUGGAGAAAAAGAAGAAUGGGAGAUGGAAACAGCGGAGAAACAGCUCACUACAGAGACCAUGCUGCCUGCAUCAUCUUCUCCACCACAGCUCUCCAACGGAAACCCGAGCAAGGCUGUGCUAGAGUUUGCACAGUAUUUAGACUCUCUGUUCAGACUGGAUGGCAGCAGCUCACCACCUUUAGAGCUUUCUGAUGCAGAGUCAGAGUCAGGUCGAGGCUCUUUUGGGCAGAGUGAUUGCCUGGGCGGGCCGAGGUUGGACGACAGACAGCUUCUGGCUCGAGCCACUGUGGAGCCUAACCUCGUCCCUAAACCUCCACGCACUUUUGCUGGAUCAGCUGACCCCUCUUCCGGCAUUUCUCUGUCUCCCUCCUUCCCUCUAUCAUCAUCUGAGGAGCUCAAUGACCUUUCCCCUGGUGAGGGUGCUCCACCGUCCAUACAUUCCCUACAAACUUUGACUACAUGCCACUGUCCUGAGGAGAACACACUUUCCUCUAUGGUGUAGUUUGCUCUCAAGACUCGUGUGCCCUUUGCUCUAACGUGCCAAGUGCAUUCAUUCAAAAUAUUAAGACUACAGUAGAUGCAUGCAAUGGAAUGCAGUCACUCAUCAGAGAUAUGAUGGAACUUUACUGACCAGCUCACAAGCUGUUUCCAUUCUUCAGGUGUCUCCUUAAACGCUGUUUAUAGCAUUUUCAGUCUAUUGCAAUGACUAAAGAAAAAAAAAAAACCUCUCUCUGCAUGCCAGGGGGCUGUGCUGCUUUUGGGUAAAUAUAAAUAACUGUAGCUUCAUAACGUCAUUCUAAAACAACACAUUCUCACCCAUUUCGAGACAUCCAUCCUCCAAAUUCACAAAAUCAAAGAGAAGAACAUAAGCGAGCAGGGAUUCAUAAUAUACACACAAUGUAGGAAGAGGUAAGCAUAGGCACGCUAUCUGGGUGCACUACUGUCCAACUACCUGCACCCUCAGCAGCUCAAACUUUUUUUUGUCCUUUUUUAAUUUAACAGAAUAUGAAGAUGGACAUAUUUAUCGGUCAGCAGAAGUGAGACAACAUUGCCAAAUGUUCCUCAGGUCUAUUAGCAAUUGACUUUGAGAGUGUACUUCAGUGGUGAAAAUUCACGUGUCUUAAAAAUUUGGUGAUUGUGACAAAGUUAUUGCAGAUGACUGUGGAUGUUUUGAGUCAUUUAGUUACACAUUAUAGUGCAUGAACUUUUUAAAGAAAAUAAUUCCUAAGCCACUUAAAUUGAAAAACCUUGCACACAUUAAAAUGUUCAAUUUCCCACUUUUGCCAAAAAAACUGUAAUGCACUGUAUUGCCAAAUGUAUUUUUGAGAUGUAAUUUUGUGUAUCUAUAUGAAUAUUGUUAAUUUAAACAUGCUAAGAAUAUUUGUUAGAUUUCCUCCUCCAGCCAUUAUGUUGGUUUUUAUGGAAACUGUUAAAUAGCGACAAGACUGGUAAGCUGCUGUCCUCACUUUAAAACACUGCCAUUGCUUUCAUCUCUGACACAUAAAUUGGGUUUUAACCAAU
Thalassophryne amazonica is the source of this 4970-nucleotide messenger RNA. It is a transcript of the gene dagla, whose product is annotated as diacylglycerol lipase, alpha. The coding region runs from base 682 to 3951 and encodes 1089 amino acids. The record is from RefSeq and is a predicted model, not a curated record. Gene Ontology annotation, cellular component: dendrite membrane; postsynaptic membrane. Lineage: Eukaryota; Metazoa; Chordata; Actinopteri; Batrachoidiformes; Batrachoididae. The transcript is spliced from 21 exons. Gene Ontology annotation, biological process: lipid metabolic process.